CUUGCACUGGAACAAAGAAAAGAAAUCCUGCAUUACUGAACUACACUAAAGGAUAUUGGGACUGCGAUUCCUGGCCUUUUCGGAUAAGGACGUUAAACCUGAGGCCCCGCCUCUCACGGCACAUCAUUAGGGUUUUAGGCACUAAGAACACACUUUUUACAAUUUGCGCCAAAUUCAAAACUACUAUUAUCAGAAAACCUAUAUAGACUAUACAUACUCGAAAUCAUAUCAAACUUCGGAAUGAUUAGAAAAAUGCCGUCCGCCCAAUCAUUGAUCACGAGAUAACACUCUAUGCAAAACAAUACAUUUCUCUUGGGAUAACAUUUUAACGCCAUAGCAAUUGCCAGACUCCUAAGGGUUAGAUAAUGGACGCGAGUGUUCUAUGGGAUUUAGGGCACGAAUUAACAAAAAUGAAAAUCAGCGAGUGCGCAACACGAGAAACAUUUGUGAAUAACUUUGAUAUUAGUAAACACAAUUGACAUUGUACUUUUGCUUUCUUUUUUUUUCUCUAAGAUGUGAAGCAGUUGAGGAUUUUGAAAAACAGGGACAUUUCAGUGAGAUUUGUAGUUAGUAAUAUAUUAAGUACUCAUCUACUUAGUGAUUAAUAUUCCCUAAGUUGCAACUUUGUUUUUUUUAUUGUUUUCCUCCAGGAAUGAGAUUUAGGGAGUUCAAAUGGAGGGCGCUGAUUGGUCGAGUGGCAGUGAUCGUUUUCUAAUUAUUAUAAGAGCCUGUAUUCCAAUUGUAAUCAAUCAUUUGUGUGGGUGUAUUUAGAAAACUGGUUAAAGCUGUACGUUUUGUCUGGAUGGGUGAACCAAAUCACGGAAAGAAAUGAAGAAACUACAUUAUAUAACUUUUCUCAUUUUCGCGUUAGGAUGUUUUAUGUAUUUCCUUGUACAACCUGGGGUAUUUCACCAGCCAACACCGGCUGUGGUACCUCCCACAAGAGACACACCAAGCACCAGCAAUGCAGAGUAUAAAGCUCCUUUCCCACCAGACUAUAACCCCGUGCACGACUACUUUAAGACUGUCAUUCAGGCGUUGUUGAAGCGCGAAGAGGCUACCAUCACGAUAGAAGAAGUGGUCAAACAGUUCACAAAUUCUCUCAAAAAACCGACACGUCGAAAGUUGAUUUUGGCGUAUACCCCGUACUUUGAGGAUUAUCCUUGGAAAAUGUUCAAUAACUCGACGUUUAACAGUUUGCUGGGGCAGAAAGGGUGCCCUUUGUAUAAUUGCGAUUUCACUUGUGAUAGGAAAUACUUGAAUGAUAGCGACGCGGUGUUGUUCCACGGCAGGGACAUGACACCAUUACUUGAGAUGCGUCGGAUGAUGAAACUGAAGUUGCCACACCAGAGAUGGGUCUUUUUUAUUCGCGAGAAUCCAAUCCACACGUACCUUAAUUUACAGCAAUACAACGGUCUUUUUAACUGGACUAUGACCUACAAAAGGGACUCAGAUAUUGAAAUUCCAGGCGGAGCCUACUACCAUGCUCAAACAAAUGUCACUGGCAAUGAGAAUUAUGCAGAGGGGAAGGAUAAAUUGGUCUACUGGCCCGUAAGCAAUUGUGGAAACUUUCGGGACGAAAUUGCAAAGAAACUGAACGAGUUUGUCCCACUUGAUGUCUACGGAGGAUGCAGAAUUCGCGUGUUUCCUAAAAGUGGUCGAGGACCCCCUUGCCCAAGGUUCUCGAAAGAAUGCGAGUCGCUCUUACGAAGGUACAAAUUCAGACUAUCAUUCGAAAACAAAAACUGCGUCGAUUAUAUAACCGAAAAAUAUUGGAAGCCCUUGGAAACGGGGAAUAUCCCUAUUGUGUUAGGUGGGGCAAAUUACUCAGAGAUGGUGGUACCAGGGUCUUAUAUAAACGCUCUAGACUUCCCUUCCGUCAAGGCCUUAGCCGAGUAUAUCAAAUACCUUGACAAAAAUGACACUGCUUACAACGAAUACUUUCAAUGGAAGAAAUAUUACAUUGCCAAGAAGGAUGCAUUGACUUUCCCUUGUCAGUUGUGCACCGCGCUGAAUCUUAACCUAAAGCCUAAGGUUUAUAAUAACUUCGAAAAAUACUGGGGGGUUCAAGAAAACUGUGGCGUAAACGAUGCGAAAAUGAAGAACAUGUUGUAGUAAACGAUCACCUAUUAAAUAAACCUUAAGGAACUUCACUCAGCCAUUGCUUUGUUAUUGUUGCUGAAUCUUAACCUAAAGCCUAAGGUUUAUAAUAACUUCGAAAAAUACUGGGAAGUUUGAGAAACUGUGGGUUAAACGUUGCGAAAAUGAAGAACAUGUUUUAGUAAACGAUCAUCUAUUUUUAUUUUGUUAUUGACGCUGAAUCUUAAUCUGAAGCCAAAGGUUUCAUAGAACAACACUGGGACGAUACGGAAACAUAGAGUUGUAAUAAAUAAACGAUCACCGUCGUCCGUUUUGUGGCUGAAUCUUAACCUAAAGCCUAAGGUUUAUAAUAACUUCGAAAAAUACUGGGGGGUUCAAGAAAACUGUGGCGUAAACGAUGCGAAAAUUAAGAACAUGUUGUAGUAAACGAUCACCUAUUAAAUAAACCUUAAGGAACUUCACUCAGUCAUUGCUUUGUUAUUGUCGCUAAAUCUUAACCUAAAGCCUAAGGUUUAUAAUAACUUCGAAAAAUACUGGGAAGUUCAAGAAAACUGUGGCGUAAACGAUGCGAAAAUGAAGAACAUGUUGUAGUAAACGAUCAUCUAUUUUUAUUUUGUUAUUGACGCUGAAUCUUAAUCUGAAGCCAAAGGUUUCAUAGAACAACACUGGGACGAUACGGAAAUAUAGAGUUGUAAUAAAUAAACGAUCACCGUCGUUCGU
Molecule: messenger RNA, 2820 nt
Organism: Nematostella vectensis (starlet sea anemone)
Lineage: Eukaryota; Metazoa; Cnidaria; Anthozoa; Actiniaria; Edwardsiidae
Product: alpha-(1,3)-fucosyltransferase C
Exons: 1
Coding region: 829-2115 (428 amino acids)
Cellular component (GO): membrane
Molecular function (GO): alpha-(1->3)-fucosyltransferase activity
Source: RefSeq, a predicted model, not a curated record